Molecule: messenger RNA, 2469 nt
Organism: Acomys russatus (golden spiny mouse)
Lineage: Eukaryota; Metazoa; Chordata; Mammalia; Rodentia; Muridae
Gene: Gns
Product: glucosamine (N-acetyl)-6-sulfatase
Exons: 14
Coding region: 26-1675 (549 amino acids)
Biological process (GO): glycosaminoglycan metabolic process
Molecular function (GO): glycosaminoglycan binding; N-acetylglucosamine-6-sulfatase activity
Source: RefSeq, a predicted model, not a curated record
UUAGCUCUCGGUUCCCGCGGCGGCUAUGCGGCUCCUGUCCGCAGCCGGGCCCCGGCCGGGCCGUCCCCGCCGCCCGUCUGCGGUGUUGAUGCUGCCGCUGCUGCUGCUCCUGCUGCUGGGCGGCUGCGUGGGGCUCGUGGGGGCGGCACGCAGGCCCAACGUGCUGCUGCUGCUCACGGACGACCAGGACGUGGAGCUCGGCGGCAUGACGCCGCUGAAGAAGACCAAGGCCCUCAUCGGGGAGAAGGGGAUGACUUUCUCCAGUGCUUAUGUGCCAAGCGCUCUUUGCUGCCCCAGCAGAGCCAGCAUCCUGACUGGAAAGUACCCACACAACCAUCACGUCGUUAACAACACCUUGGAGGGGAACUGCAGUAGCAAGUCCUGGCAGAAGAUCCAGGAGCCGAGCACCUUCCCAGCAAUCCUAAAAUCAAUGUGCGGUUACCAAACCUUUUUUGCUGGGAAGUAUUUAAAUGAGUACGGAGCCCCAGAUGCAGGUGGGCUGGAGCACGUUCCUCUGGGCUGGAAUUACUGGUAUGCCUUGGAAAAGAAUUCUAAAUACUAUAACUACACCCUUUCUGUCAACGGGAAGGCGAGGAGGCAUGGUGAGAGCUACAGUGUGGACUACCUGACGGAUGUUCUGGCCAAUCUCUCCCUGGACUUCCUGGACUACAAGUCCAACUCUGAGCCAUUCUUCAUGAUGAUCUCCACUCCAGCACCCCACUCACCUUGGACAGCCGCACCGCAGUACCAGAAGGCGUUCCCGAACGUCAUGGCACCGAGGGGCAAGAGCUUCAACAUCCACGGCACGAACAAGCACUGGUUAAUUAGGCAAGCCAAGACGCCAAUGACGAACUCUUCAAUACAGUUCUUGGAUGACGCAUUCCGAAGGAGGUGGCAAACUCUGCUCUCAGUUGAUGAUCUUGUGGAGAAACUGGUGAAGAGAUUGGACUUCACUGGUGAGCUGGACAACACGUACAUCUUCUAUACCUCAGACAACGGUUACCACACAGGACAGUUCUCUCUGCCAAUAGACAAAAGACAACUGUAUGAGUUCGAUAUCAAAGUUCCACUGUUGGUUCGAGGGCCUGGGAUCAAACCAAACCAGACAAGCAAGAUGCUUGUGUCCAAUAUUGACUUGGGCCCCACGAUCCUGGACCUUGCUGGCUAUGACCUGAAUAGGACCCAGAUGGACGGGAUGUCCCUGCUGCCCAUUCUGAAAGGGGCCAGUAACCUAACCUGGAGGUCAGACGUCCUGGUGGAAUAUCAAGGAGAAGGCCGCAACGUCACUGACCCGACCUGCCCUUCCCUGAGUCCUGGAGUGUCUCAAUGUUUCCCAGACUGUGUGUGUGAGGAUGCCUACAACAAUACCUAUGCUUGCGUGAGGACGCUGUCGUCUCUGUGGAACCUACAGUACUGCGAGUUUGAUGACCAGGAGGUAUUCGUAGAAGUCUAUAAUAUAACUGCAGACCCAGACCAAAUCACCAACAUUGCUAAGAGUAUAGACCCUGAGCUUUUGGGAAAGAUGAACUAUCGUUUGAUGAUGCUCCAGUCCUGUUCCGGACCAACCUGUCGCACUCCAGGGGCUUUUGACCCUGGAUACAGGUCUGACCUACGUCUCAUGUUCAGCAGUCACGGCAGCGUCAGAACGAGAAGGUUCUCCAAGCACCCUCUGUAGCACCGUGUACAGUUUCUGCAAUUGGAUCCUUGCACACCCUUCUCUCAUGAGCCCGUGCCUGGGAGAGCUCUGGCCCGGCUGUUUCAAGUCUUGUUUGAAAAAGAACCCACUCAACUGACUUCCAGUACUGUGAAUCUGCUCCCCGGGUCAGAAGUGGCUGACCCCGUCUCUCUCUCUCCCCUCCGAUGACAACCAGCACUCCUGAGGUCCUCAUCCUCACCAUGUCCCUUCAUAUUGGGUGGGCACGGUGUGUGAUGAUCCCCACGUGGUAAAGUCUGAAUUUGUAAAACUGUCCAGAUAAAUGGCAGUACUUGAGGGCAGAAAGAUAAAGCCUUUUGGUAUGUAGUCAGCCCCCAAAUCUAAAGCCCUCUAUAGCUUUUCAGACUGGGCCUCUCGCUGUCAGAAACCACACAGUCCUGAAAAGAGCUAUUGUUUGUGGAGCUGUAGAGAAACGAUGUUUAUAACCUCAUCGUGGUGUGGUAGAUGUGCAGCUUGUCACCCAUCCUCUGCUCCAGUUCCCUGGACUCCCGAGGUGCUGCCCUGCUGAUCCAUCUGCAGGCUGUGGUAUUGGCUCUCGGAGCCAUCAGCUUUUUGGUGGCUCAAACCACUGAAGCACUCAGCAGCACUGUGGAGAGGGAAGCACCAAGGGGCCUCGGUGAGGAGCAGAUCAGGCUCCUGGACCAGCAGGUGAGGCGCAGCACUUGCAAGUGCCUGUCUGGAGGGAUCUCAAGUGUCAGUGCCACAGACAAAGUCCUCUUAACCGGCUGCAGUUAGCUGUCAUUCUCAUCUGAAUA